Messenger RNA from Akanthomyces muscarius, 1086 nucleotides. RefSeq lists its product as uncharacterized. The record is from RefSeq and is a predicted model, not a curated record. The transcript is spliced from 2 exons. Gene Ontology annotation, molecular function: nucleotide binding. Lineage: Eukaryota; Fungi; Ascomycota; Sordariomycetes; Hypocreales; Cordycipitaceae. Bases 1 to 1086 code for a protein of 361 amino acids.
AUGGCCAGCAAAACCUUCAACGUCGGCGUGAUUGGAUAUGGCAUGUCUGCCAAGAUCUUCCACAUCCCCUUCAUCGCCACCACCCCUCAGUUCAAGCUCCACGCCAUCGUCCAGCGCAGCCCCAAGGACGGCAACUCUGCGCCCGCCGACCACCCCGAUGCCAAGCACUACACCGACGUCCAGGACCUCCUCGCCGACGCCGCCGUCGACGUCGUCGUCGUCACCACCCCGCCCGACAACCACUUUACGCUGACCAAGGCCGCGCUCGAGUCGGGCAAGCACGUCCUGACCGAGAAGCCCUUUGUGCCCACCUCGGCCGAGGCCGACCAGCUCAUUUCGAUUGCGCGCGCCCACGGCCGCCUCAUCUGCGUGUACCAGAACCGCCGCUGGGACUCGGACUUCCUGACCGUCCGGCACCUGCUAGCCCAGGGCACCCUCGGCCGCGUCCUCGAGUACAACACGCAUUUCGACCGCUACAAGGCCGUCGCGGCCACCAACUGGAAGGGCGAGUUGGGCAUCCCCCAGGGCGGCAGCGCGCUCUUCGACCUCGGCACCCACCUCAUCGACCAGGCCUACGUGCUCUUUGGCAUGCCGCAGUCGGUCCACGGCCGCCUGUUGUCCCAGCGCGAGGGCAAGCCCGAGUUCUUCAACCCGGACGCCGUCGCCGCCGAGCUCACGUACCCCGACGGCAAGCUCGUCCACGUCCGCAUCAGCGCCCUCAGCGCCGAGGUCGACCAGCAGCGCUUCUGGGUCCGCGGCAUCAAGGGCAGCUUCCACAAGGUCGGCCUCGACCCCCAGGAGGACCAGCUCAAGGCCGGCGUCAAGCCCACGGCCGAGGGCUUCGGCAAGGACAAGCCGGAGAGCAUGCGUCUGACGGUGGUCGAUGCGGAUGGCAAGUCGUCGAUAGCGGCGGUGCCGGAUCUAAAGCCCGAGACGUACACGACCUUUUACAAUGCUUUUGGCAAGGCGGUCGAGAGCGGAAAGGAGGAGGAUGUGCCAGUGAAGCCCACCGAGGCCCGCGAUGUCCUUCGCAUCAUCGAGGCGAUCCAGGAGAGCGCCAAAUCGGGCAAAGAUGUGACUUUUUAA